UCAAAGUUAGAAAAUAACAACAACAACAACAAAGGCAAAGCAGAAGAAGUAAGAAGAGGAAGACGUCGAUACUGACGUAGAAUAAAAGCACAAUCCGAGUGAGUGGUAGAAGACGACAACAUCAAAAGACAGAAGCGGCGUCCAUUUCUAUUCCCUCAUACUUCGUAUCCUCUCUCGCUUUCCCUGUUGCUCUCUCGCGAGUCACGUUCUAUGCGUUUUUUUCCUUUUCCAAUAACAAUCUUUGACAAUUGGCGCAAGGAAGGUGACGACCAUUGCCGAGAGACUGCGAGAGACUAAUGAGAAGAAGAAAGUAAACUAAACAGGCAUAUCGAGUCGUUUGUUUGUGGUUGUUGUUGUUGCAUGUAACGAGCCUACGACAACAACAACAACAUACAGCAACAGUAACAACAACACGGCAACAUACAAAGGCAACAAUCAAACGCACCUAAUCAAACGUGUUUCAAAAUUAUAAACAACAAAAGAUACAUUUUUGAGCGCGCCGACUACUCUUCCUCCUCCCCCCCUACUCACACACCUAUACAAACAAACAAUUAACAUUUUGGAGCUGCGCUUCAUUAACAACCGUCAGCAACAACUAGAGAGAAAAAGAGGAAAGCACCUCAAUUCUAGAUAUAUGUAUGACUACCAGACAGUGGCGAAAUUCCAGGAAACUCUAGGAAAAUAUUCAACAACUAAACUAACGUUUAACGCUCGACUAAAAACAAUAAAAUAAUAAUAAAAAGCAUUCCAACUGACGAUAAAAAGUAAAUCAUACGCCACACACUUGAUUUGUGUUUUUGUUAAAGCAACACAGGAGCGUACGUGAGCAGUGACGUCAAUAAUGACAAUGAUUACUUAGUGGGCAAGUGCCCAUAAUAUAAAACCCAAUACCUUUACAUACAUACAUACAUAUGUAAAUAUGCCGUUAAUAUUGAGGAAAAUGGAUUUAUCCUUCUGCCUGCCCAAGUAUUUGAGGGAUUUAUUCAGAGAGCGCAUAAAGGUUCAUAGAGCCGUUGCAAAUCAGCGAUAUAAACUCUGUAACGACUACAUCAACUACGUGGAAGCAAAAACAUUCCGAAAAAUUGCGCCACAUGAAUUAUUUUGUUGCAGUUGUAAUGCAACAAGAGGAAGACAACAACAACGCGAUGAGCAACAUGCUGGAAAGACAUUUUGCUGCAGUCGGAACACGAAAAGUAAACAACAACAACAACAAGAACAACAACAGCAACAGCAACAACACAUGGUCGUUAGUACAAAUGACAAUAACCAAAAACCAAAUGCAACAACAACAACAACAACAGUAACAAGGAAAGAUACAAAUUGCCAUUGUCACUGUCAUUGUAAAAACAACGACAACAGCAGCAGUAGCGACAAAAGUUGCAGCAACAUUUCAUCGCUUCCCAAUGAUGAUACGUUGGCUACAAUAGCAACAGCAACUACAACUAUUAAAAGAACGACAAGACUGAGUUUAAGCCGUAACAAUUACAACAAUUCUAAACAUAAUCAGCAGCAGCAACAACAACAACAACAAGAUACAUUACCGUUUAAUUAUGCAACAUCACAACAGCAGCAGGAACAACAACAGCAACCAGAACUCUUGCAUCACAAACGCCGUUAUCAACACUAUCAGCAUUACCAACAACAGCAACAACCACAUCAACAGCGACUGUUAAGCUACAGUCGAACCUUUCUUAUAGCUCUAUGGGUCCUAUCGUUCCUAACAGCAUCAUUGCCAGCAAUACAUGCCACUACACUGUUGCAACACCAGCAGCUCCAUCGACAGCGGCGGCAACUGCAUUCUGAUGAAUUUGCCGAGCAUCUGGCAACGCUGGUCCGUUCGCCGCGACACGCUAGCAACAACAUCAACAAAAACAAUGAAGUCAGACUAUCCCGUAAUGAAACAACUUGUAAAUCUUUGGACAUACGAAACUAUGCAUCGGAAUUUAAACAGCUAGCCAAUUGCACGAUAAUCGAAGGAUUUUUACUCAUCACUCUGAUCAAUGAUGCUAGUCCACUGAACGAAACGUUUCCAUUACUCACUGAAGUCACCGAAUACAUAAUCGUCUAUCGAGUGAACAAUUUGUUUUCAUUAUCGCAAAUCUUCCCCAAUCUGAGCGUGAUACGCGGUAAUACGCUAUUCGAGGGAUAUGCCCUGGUUGUCUAUCAGAAUCGAGAUCUUCAGGAUAUUGGGCUGUCCAGGCUAAGGGCCAUUGCGAGUGGCGGGGUGCGAUUGGAAAGAAAUAUGGCAUUAUGUUUUGCCACAACCGUCGACUGGACGAAUAUAGUGUCGAGGAAUACAACGGAAGAUGAGAUUGUGGUUCGGAUUAAUCGCAAUCCAGAAGAAUGUCCAAAAUGUCCGGGCGAUUCAAAGGGCACUGAUGCGAAGGACAGCAUUGUCUGUAAAGAGUAUGGAUCCUCCAAGCGUUAUUGCUGGAACAAAAAGGCGUGCCAAACAAUUUGUCCCGAGCGUUGCCGAAACAAUUGCAUAGAUGAGCAUACCUGCUGCAAUGAAUCCUGCUUGGGUGGCUGCAUCAACACGCCAUCACAGUGCACCAGCUGUCGCCACUAUUCGAUACACAACAACACGUGCAUCGAUGAGUGCCCACCGAACUACUUCAAGUACGGUCGUCGCUGCAUUACGGCGAAAAUGUGCGAGGACAUUGGCUAUAAGUAUGAGGGCUCCAAGCAAUUCCGACUCGUCCACUUCAAUGGUACAUGCACCGUUCGAUGUCCGCCCGGCUUUAACGUUCGGAACUCGACGUGCGUGAGCUGUGGCGAUAAGUGCGAGAAGGUGUGCGAAGGCCUAACCAUCGACAGCUUGGAGAGAGCCAAGGAUUUAAAUGGCUGCACUCAGAUCGGUACACGGGAGGGUCUGACCAUUGCCAUUAAAAGAGGUGGAACACAAAUGAUGGGCGCUCUGGAAUUUGGACUCAAGUCCGUACACACAAUUAACACAUUUCUGAAGGUGCAUCUCACGUACGGCCUCUCAUCGCUAAGUUUCUUCAAGAGUCUGCGCGUCAUCCGUGGCGUUAGACCGUUUGAGGGCCGCUUCGCUCUGUAUGUGCUGGAUAAUAACGAUCUGGAGGAAAUCUGGGCACCCAACCAGACGGUGCAAAUUUUGAACGGCAGCGUAUUCUUCCACUUCAACUCGAAACUCUGCUACGAAACCAUCGACAAGCUACGUCCAAUGCUGGCCAGCAAGCCCACCCAGUUCAACAAAAAUGAGGUAGCGGUUGAUUCCAAUGGCAACAAGGGCGCAUGCCAUACCGUGAAAUUGAAAAUCGACAGAGUCCAAGUGGGUCAUAGCAUGGCAAUAGUUACGGUUAAUAAUGCGUCCAUACAUUUCGAUGACGAUCGGGCAUUCAUCGGUUACCAGUUCUAUAUUAUGAAGGAUCCCCAACGUAAAGCUACCAAGCAGAGUUAUCUGCCCUGUGAAGACAAAUGGAUGGUUCACGACCCCACAAAGGAGACAGACUUCAUAUUCAAUAAACUGGAGCCAUAUACACAGUACGCCUUUUAUGUGAGCACCAUGACUAUAUCGUCGGAACGGAAGAACGGACAGAGUGAUAUUCAUUACUUCACAACGAAUCCGGCACGACCCACAUAUGUGCAGAGAAUCAGAGCUCGCUCGAACUCUAGCUCCGAAAUUGUGCUAAGCUGGGAUCAACCAAAGAAUGUCUUUGGUAAGCUGACGAAAUAUGUGGUUCGUGCCGUGCUCACACAACGUGAUCCCAAAAUGUGGCAACAGCGAAACUAUUGCUGGGACCCGCUGGAAAAGACCUUUAACAAUGAGGACACCUAUCCGGAACGCCCGAUCGCCGAGAAGAAAGAACCGUCGGCGUCCACCUGCCAGUGCGAUGCCAAUGGUGAGAAUUUUGAUUCGGAGAGUGUUCAAUCCAAGCUUCAGGAUGAGAUCGAGUUCGAGAAUUCGUUACAAAACUUCGUCUAUGUGAGUAACAAGAAGGACGAAGAUGAUUUCGCAGGCGCUGGACCCAAUUCGGACUCAUCCAACAUGUACGACAACAGCAUCGAUGGAGGUAUGGAUGGUGGCGAAAUGAAGAUGCGGCGGCGCAGAGAAGCAAAAGUACUGCAGCGUUUUGAUGACUUCGACGAGGACGAAGGCAAUGGGAGUGUUCUGUUGCGUCACAUACGAGCCGCUGAAGAAAUCGAACCCACAACGGAUACCGAUGUAGAUGCGUGGUUCAACCAGACACGCAUGGAUAGCACCGGCAAGUACUACGAAGUCUAUGUAGCAGCCGUCAAUGCCACCGACAAGGAGUUCGUCUUCUCGCAACUGCGCCACUUUUCGCUCUACACACUCUCCGUGGUGGCGUGUCGGGAGGCCAUUGCCAAUGAUACCCAAAGUUUGUGCAGCGAUGUUAAUCCAGUCGACAAGAUAACCAAUAAGAUGGAAAAUGUGGACGUGGCCAGACACCUCACCCUAACGCUCGAGAAGACAAACACCUCCCGGAGAUUUGUGCGCCUACACUGGGAACCACCGAAGCAACCCAACGGUGCCAUUGUCUCCUACACAAUCGCCCACCAACUGCAGGAGCCGGACGCCGUGGAGGAGAAGAAGUGCAUUACAGAGGCAGACUAUCAGAAUCUGACAAACGGCUAUAUUGUAUCCAAUCUGAACAAGGGCAACUAUAGCUUUCGGUUGCGUGCCAAUUCUCUGGCCGGCGAGGGCGAAUAUACGGAACGCGUCUUUAUCUAUGUGCCGCCACCGGAUACUAACAUACUAGCUUGGGUGCUCAGUAUCGUAAUCGUUGUAAUACUUUUAGGCGUCUUAUUCGCCUUCUUCUACGUGCAGCACAAAAAGAAAACGCCGCACUCACUGAUCAUGAAUCCCACGGUAAAUCCCUUCUAUGUCAGUCUGCAGUAUGUCGCCGAUGACUGGGAGGUGGCCCGCGAUCGCAUCAUUCAAUUGCGACCCCUGGGUCAGGGCUCCUUCGGCAUGGUGUACGAGGGUAUACUGAAGAGCCAUCAGAAUGCUGGUGAGGACACGCCCUGCGCCAUUAAGACGGUCAAUGAGAACGCCACAGAUCGGGAGCGUACGAACUUCCUGAAUGAGGCGAGCGUCAUGAAGGAGUUCGACACAUACCAUGUCGUUCGCCUGUUGGGUGUAUGCUCGCACGGUCAACCCGCUCUGGUCGUCAUGGAGCUAAUGAAGAAUGGCGAUUUGAAGUCCUAUUUGCGUGCCCAUCGUCCCGACGAACCGGACGAUGUGCUCGCCAAUUAUCAGCAACGUAUUGGCCUUCAAGCCGGCAAUGUGCAGCCGCCACCCUAUAGUCGCAUCUAUCAGAUGGCCAUUGAGAUAGCCGACGGCAUGGCCUAUCUGGCGGCCAAGAAAUUCGUGCAUCGCGAUCUUGCGGCACGCAAUUGUAUGGUGGCGCACGAUCUGACGGUGAAGAUUGGCGAUUUCGGCAUGACGCGCGACAUCUACGAGACGGACUAUUAUCGCAAGGGUACAAAGGGAUUGCUGCCCGUACGGUGGAUGCCGCCGGAGAGUUUACGCGAUGGCGUCUACGCCAGCUCCAGUGAUGUCUUCAGCUAUGGCGUAGUGCUGUGGGAAAUGGCCACACUCGCCUCCCAGCCCUAUCAGGGUCUGUCUAACGAGCAGGUGCUGCGCUAUGUUAUCGAUGGCGGCGUCAUGGAGCGUCCAGAGAACUGCCCCGACAUGCUUUACACGCUGAUGCAGAGCUGUUGGCAUCAUCGGCCCUCGGCACGCCCCACCUUUAUGGAGAUUAUUUCGUAUCUGGAGUCUUCGGCUGAUCCGCAUUUUAAGGAGGUGGCCUUCUGCUACACAGAUAUGGGUCAACAGUUCCGGGAGAAGGAGCGCAAGGAUCGCGCCCAACAAGGUAGUGCUGUCAGCGCCGAUGUCUAUGCCGAUAAUGGCGAGGCGGAGGAGGAUACAGCACCCUUGCGUGUUCACAAAUUCCAUCACGGCUACAAUUCUUCGGUGGAGCAACAGCGCGCCGAGAGUCCGGUGGUCUUAGACGAGGAACAACCGCAUUCUCCCUUCAGCAUGCACUCGGCCUACAUUGUAAGCAGCACGCCCGAUGGUCAGUCGAAGAAUAGCUAUAAUCUGUCGCACAAUAAUCCCACACUGAUGAGCUCGUUGCCCUCCACAUCAAUGGGUGGUGGCGGCGGCGGUGGUGGUGGUGGUGGCAGCCAACCCACUCCCAGCCAACUACAGCAGGUGCCACGACCCUAUUUCGGACGUACAGCGACCAUUAGUCAGGGGGAUGACGAUACCUCCGCAUAUGUGCAGCCUGACAGCGACUGUCUGGCCAGCGCCUCGCAAGGCACCGACGACCGCGGCUACGAGCUCUACGAUCCCAGUCCCCACUUCCCCAAAAUGCCGCACUACAAUCCCUCCAGCAGCAGCAGCAAUACGAACCACACCAGCAGUGCCGCCACCAGUGCGGGUGGAGGCCACCACCUUGGCACCAUCGAGAGUGGGGGCAGUGGCAGUGCGCGCAGUUAUACGCCGCGCUUCUUUACGCCCACCGCCACGCCCCUGCCCCCCGGCGGCAUAAUCAGUGAUAAUCCCAACUAUAAACUGCUAGAAGAAUCUGGCAAUAGUUCGGCCACAAUUGUAUCCAAAUCCCCUCCCGCACGCCUAGCCGCAACGAGUGCCUCCCAAAUCACAGAAUUGAGUGAGAACCCCACAUACCAGAUGAUGGGCGGUACGGCCGCCCCCCCACGUUUUCCUUCCAAGCUGUGUUACCCGGCCAGCUACGACGACGAAUCCAACGAGGAUGAUGAUGAUAAAGAUGACGACGAUGAGGAAGACAAUGGACACAUCAAAACGGAACUCGUGCCCCUAAGUCGACUCUUCACGGGACGUUCGAGGAAGGCACAUAUUGUUGGGGGCAUGAUGAAUCAGCAACGAAGCCGAAGCGCCAGUCGGUCUCGCAAAGGCGCCAAACCCUCGAAUGCCGCCACCGAAGCGGCCACAACGGGGCAGUCCUCAGGUGGGAGCGGUGGUGCCAGUAAUGUGUCCAACCUCUUAAAAGAGAAUUGGUUGCGGCAAGCGUCCACAAACUGCCCACCACCACCCAACGGUUUUAUAGGUCGCGAGGCGUAAAAGAAUGCCAAAACGCUUCCAGCCACUGAAAGGGUCCUUUUUUGUUUGUAUAUACUUUAUAUAUAUAUAUACAUGCGAGUAUAUAUACUUUAUUGUACAUACACAAGAGUAUAUGCAUAGAUCGGUUAUAUACAUGUAUAUCCACAACUGUGUAAAUAAGUAUCGAGCGUCGCCACAAAACUGUUGCCCUUUGCCAAACAGUCACUAUUCCCGACCUUCUGCUCCCUCUCGCUGGAUCAUGUGCAAAUAAUUUGCGCACAAACUCGUUCAAUUUUACAAACAGGAAUGGAUCUUUGCAUGGACGAAAGUUUUCGGUUCGGCAUGCAUGUUCAAUUGUUUGAAAUUUGAACUGAAAUUUGUGUGCAAAUUGUUUGGCUGUGUGACCAUAGCAAUUACUUUGUAUAGAACAAUUAAGUAUAUUUAUGUUUUAUAUUAAGUAUUUUAUUUUCUAUACCGUACAUAUAUAUCAAAGUAUAUGUAUAUAGAGAAAUCAGAAGAAAAAAAACAACAACAACAAGAAGCAAGAAAACAAACGAAAGUCCUACUACAUGCAAAUAACAAAAAGUACAAAAAGCCAACAACCAACCAACCUAGGUACCGUUUUUUUUUACCACAUACAACAUACUACAAACAAACAAACAAACAUAAAAUAUAGGCAUAAAAUACAUACAUACAUACGUACAUAAAUCAAUGACUAAAUAAAUGAAAUAAAUAAUAGAAAUAUUUACACGAACGCUAUUCAAUUAUUUUAUAAUAAUAAUAAUAAUAACAAUAGCAAAGCAGAAAGUUUCUUAGU
Scaptodrosophila lebanonensis is the source of this 7889-nucleotide messenger RNA. RefSeq names its product insulin-like receptor. Gene Ontology annotation, molecular function: insulin receptor activity; insulin receptor substrate binding; ATP binding. NCBI's taxonomy places the organism in Eukaryota, Metazoa, Arthropoda, Insecta, Diptera, Drosophilidae. The transcript is spliced from 13 exons. Bases 920 to 7093 code for a protein of 2057 amino acids. Gene Ontology annotation, biological process: glucose homeostasis; positive regulation of kinase activity; multicellular organism development. Gene Ontology annotation, cellular component: insulin receptor complex; axon; membrane. The record is from RefSeq and is a predicted model, not a curated record.